UUGUGAGUUCGGCUCGAUAGGGGGAUGUGAAUUGAAAACACAGACCUGGCAACCUCGUUGACAAUUGCACCUUGAGCAGUAGUAGUGAUGAAACGCCUUAUCACUUCCAACACUGACACGACUUGGGACGUGGGCAGCAGCCCGCUACUAUUCAUUCAGCUCUUCAUGUAAAAGCUGCGGGUGGAAACAGAGAAACGGGUGAGCAGAAAUGUCAGACAGGUAAAAAGAAAGAAAGGAAAAAAAAACUGCGUGACUGAAGCCGCUGAGAUGAGCGACAGAGCCGAGAUGAGAGGCCCCGUAACCCGCCGGAGGAGGACGACCAUCUCCGGGGGUGGCAACGGAGCUAUCGGCGUCAAACAAGCCAACGGGAGCAAGUGCCACGAAGCCGGGGAGAAACCACCGCUGUGUCCGGCUAAAGCGAAAAAAGACGAGGUGGACAGGCAUGCGAGUAAUAAGGGGAAGGUGGACAAACAGACGAGGGUGUCAGGUGAGCAGCAGCUCGCAAACACUCCGAGGAAACAGAGGAGUGCGGUGGAAGAUAUCAACGAGAGACUCAGCUGUCACGUUCUCCAGGAAUCUCUCUUGAGCUCAGCCAGUGGCUACAGCAACUACAGAGGAAUCCUCAAUUGGUGUGUUGUCAUGCUGGUGCUGAGUAAUGCACGCCUCUUCUUGGAGAACAUUAUAAAGUAUGGUAUUUUGGUGGACCCUAUUCAAGUAGUGUCUCUCUUCUUGAAGGACCCUUAUAGCUGGCCAGCAGCUUGCCUCAUCAUUGUGUCUAAUGUGUUCAUCUUGGCAGCCUUGUACACUGAGAGGCGUCUGGCUGUGGGGACCAUUUCUGAAAUGACCGGACUGAUCCUUCACAUUUUUAACCUGACUUCCCUGUUGAUAUUUCCUUCAGCCACUGUGCUCACUGUGCCCUCCAUGACCCCAGUGGGUGGUGUGCUCUCCCUAGGAGUCUACACAGUCUUGUUUCUCAAGCUGUACUCCUACCAAGACACCAACAGGUGGUGUCGAGAAAUCAGACAGGCAAAAGCCAAGAGACUAACACGAUCAUACUCAUGUCCAUCUGUGGCACAGUCCAACGGUUCAGCUGUUCAUGCUCACGUCUCCUACCCAGGCAACCUCACCCACAGAGACAUGUACUACUUUGUCUUUGCCCCAACUCUCUGCUACCAGCUCAACUUUCCGCGGUCAUCUCGAAUACGCAAAAGGUUCCUCAUGAGAAGACUUUUUGAAAUGCUUUUCUUCACACAGCUGUUGGUGGGAUUGAUACAGCAGUGGAUGGUACCCACCAUACAGAACUCAAUGAAACCAUUUCAGGAAAUGGACUUUUCUAGGAUGAUGGAGCGCCUCCUAAAGUUAGCUGUCCCUAACCAUCUGAUAUGGUUAAUAUUCUUCUAUUGGUUUUUCCACUCUUCUAUGAACUUUGUGGCAGAGCUGCUGCAGUUCGGAGACAGAGAGUUCUAUAAAGACUGGUGGAACUCUGAGACUGUCACAUAUUUCUGGGCCAACUGGAAUAUCCCAGUUCACAAGUGGUGUCUGAGACACUUUUACAAGCCAAUGUUGAGGAAGGGGAUCAACAAGUUUUGUGCUCAAACCGCUGUCUUCCUGGUGUCGGCUUUCUUCCACGAGUACCUGGUGAGUGUUCCUCUGAAGAUGUUCCGACUGUGGGCCUUUAUGGGAAUGAUGGCUCAGGUUCCUCUGGCCUGGUUUGUGAGUCGUUUCCUAAAUGGAAACUAUGGCAACGCUGCUGUGUGGAUCUCCCUCAUCAUUGGCCAGCCUGUCGCUGUGUUGAUGUACGUUCAUGACUACUACGUCAUUCAUUAUGGGGGCACCACAUAGUACGGCAUAAAAGCUUAAGCAGUCACUCACAUAAACAUGUGCAAGUCAUGUUGUAUGCACACACACACACACACACACACCAGCCUGCAGGACAAUUCAAUGAGUAAAUGCAGACAAGUAUGAAGAAGCUCUGCUAAUAUGAACCCAACAGGAGAAUUAUUUUUGACUUCUUGAUUUUUGCACUAAAUAGAAAUGACCCAGAGGAUAUCAGGAACUUGUUCUAACAACAGGAGGAGUGCCUGGUUUAAAGGGGUAUUCCACUUUAUUUUCGGCCAAUAUCAGUGGGUGAUGAUUCAAACAAAGGUUCAGUGCAUUUAAUAACACUUUUCCGCCUGACCUUCAACAAAAUGUUGAUGAACUAUAUAUUGAAGUGCUUUUAAAGUGGAAACAGUGUUUUUAACCAGGCACUGCUCGAGUUUUGGAAACAAAUGUGAACCACUGCCGAGCAAGCAGAAGCCAGGACGGGAUCCUGCUUCUGUAGAGCCUAUAUGAACAUGCUGUUUCUAUGUUUCUGUGGUUGAAAAGUCACUUUUUACUUGUUUCCAAAGGCAACAGUGUUAUUAUGAAGCCAGAUUAACAGUUUGUUUCUCCAUGCUAAGGCUUCAAAAUUCCAAUUUCCAAUGUAGGCUGUCUCGAGGUGUUAAAAUUGACCACAGUAACAAUUUAUUUUUUACAAGUAUUCUGUAUAAGACACUCUUUUUGAAGCAACGAGGUUGUUGAGUAUUACAGAUAUUUAUAAUAAAAAAGAUUUGUUAAACAAUUGUGGCCAAAGGCAGGAAACUAAAGACUGAUAAGGACCUUACUUGUACAGUCAUGGACCUCCAGGCAACCUCCUCUCUUCUAUUUCUCAACUACAAAACAUCAAUGCAAGCUCUAAGUGUAUCAGUACAUGCUACAGAUGUGUUGUCUGCCUUGGCUUUAUUGUAUUUUUUUGUAUUGCAUUUGACUUAUCAGGUUUUAUUUUAUACGUUGUACAGCUGCAUCUGUCUGCAGUUAUGUUUUGCCAUCUAGAAAUUAUAAUUUUACGGUGUAUUUUAUUUACAAUCAGUGAUUUGCUGCAGUAGGUGAUUUACAGAUUUUGAACCAAUGAAUGUCUUUUGCACUUUAAAGAGAUGCAUGCUGUCGACUAAAGCAAUAGAUUUAUAUGAAUGUAUUCUUUAAGUUAUAGCAAUCAUGUAAGGAAAAUAUGUUUUGUUAAAAUGAUUUGUAUAUUUUGUUAUUUGCUUGUUGACAGUUUGUUAUGUGAGGGGUUGUUCCAAAGAGAAACAGCAGCUGCAGCGGUGAUGAGUUUCAAACAGCGGUUUCAUGCCACAUUUUUUUCAGUAUCUAUAUCCUUAAAUUCUGAAGAGUCUUGAUUUAAAAGCUAUUACAGCGUUGCCAAUAGGGAUUUUGCCAUAUCAGAGUUAUUAUAGAAAGAUUUCUUUGUGUUUGUUUUUUUCUUUUAAUAUAUUCCUCUUUUCUUUCCCUAUACCUGACCACAUUUAAGGCAUAACGCUGUUGUUAAAUCAUAACACCAGUUCUCAAAAAGACAGAAGAUCCUUAUUGAAAUUCAUACGUGCCUGCUGGUGAAAAAAAUGCUUACUCAACACGUACAAACAUUUCAUACCAAUACAUGGAACAGGCACAAGCCAAUACUAUUGAAGCAAAGAAAUGUGCUUCUCUUUAAUCAAAAAUUCACACUGCAUUUAUAUCUAUGAUGUCUUCUAGUAUUUACUGCCCUUGCUUCAAAUUCUUUUUCCAAGUUUAACGCUACGGCAGUAUGACCUUUUUUCAAAUGGUAAUUUUUAAAUCAGCUGAUGUUGUUAAUAAGGGCCUUAUGUAAACCUUAUCCCGUUAUUGGUAUUUCAGCGCACAAAUGACAGCUUUAUAUAUCCUCCAAUCUGACCUGACUUUUGUCAACACAUGUGACCCAGUUUAAAACCUGUGUUGCAGGAGUGAGUGUGUGACAUUUGUUCAGUCUUUCGUUUUUAUAGAGUGAACAUCUGAGGAUGAUUGCCGAAGCAGCAGAUGUAGCAACAAUGCCUUGAGUACCACAUUUGCAUCUCAUCUAUCUCAGUGCCAAAAUGCACACUGGUGCAGUGGAAAGACUUGACCACUAAAAGAUUAAAAUGAGUGAGUCUAUGACAGAAUAUCCUUGCAGAGACCUUAAAUGGUAAUUUCAACUCGUACUUUAAUGGUGCAGUUAAUUUUGUUAUGGUUUUCAUUUGCAUGACUCUCCAUGUUUACUUAUAAUUAUACCUGGCUUUUUUUUUCUAAUAUUGCAAGAAGGAAAAUUCAGAGUCACAGUGUUUAUGCUCAAGAAGGGGAUAUCAAAAUUCUUCCCCAGUUUGUUUGUCAUGUUAUCUUGUUCUCCUGAAACCCCUUGACCUUACUGCAUUUGGAAAAUGUGUUGAAGAUGCAGCUUUAAGUACAUUUUGUUAGUGGAUGAUUGUUUGAUGCAACAUUUAGUGAAAUGUAUGUAUUGCUGAUCUGUUCAUACUGUAUACAGAAAUCCAAAGUGAAUCAAAGAUGAUAUGUUUUGGGAAUGCAAAUCAUUUUCAUAGCCUUUCACUUGAGAUUAUUUGUGUUGUUUGAUAAAGAUUAUUUAUAUUUGAUGAA
Molecule: messenger RNA, 4440 nt
Organism: Acanthopagrus latus (yellowfin seabream)
Lineage: Eukaryota; Metazoa; Chordata; Actinopteri; Spariformes; Sparidae
Gene: dgat1a
Product: diacylglycerol O-acyltransferase 1a
Exons: 17
Coding region: 268-1842 (524 amino acids)
Biological process (GO): triglyceride biosynthetic process
Cellular component (GO): endoplasmic reticulum membrane
Molecular function (GO): diacylglycerol O-acyltransferase activity
Source: RefSeq, a predicted model, not a curated record